Molecule: messenger RNA, 1571 nt
Organism: Striga asiatica
Lineage: Eukaryota; Viridiplantae; Streptophyta; Magnoliopsida; Lamiales; Orobanchaceae
Source: the annotation of a GenBank genome assembly
CCAAUUCGUCAAAAUUAUUAGAAAACACACACACAUACAAUGCACCCUCGCAAUCCCUGGUGUAUUUUCCACUAGGCUCCGAUCCCCUUCGCAGCUAGGUUUGGCUCAUCCAUCUCAUCGGACUAAACCUGCGGCGGCGCGACUGGUGAAAUCAGUCGAAAGAGUGAUAGAGGGUUUUCAAAUUUGUGUUUCUGGCGACUUUUUCAUGAAAUUGGAGCAUUAUGGCACAUUAUUCGGGAGCUCCAACGAAUGGGUCUGUUUAUGUAUGUAACUUACCUUCUGGGACCGAUGAGAAUAUGCUGGCUGAACACUUUGGUACUAUUGGCGUGCUAAAGAAAGACAAAAGAAGUGGUCGUCCCAAGAUAUGGAUUUACCGUGACAAAGCAACAAACGAGCCCAAAGGAGAUGCCACCGUAACCUAUGAGGACCCACAUGCUGCCUUAGCCGCUGUUGAGUGGUUCAACAACAAUGAUUUCCAUGGAUCCAAAAUCGGUGUCUUUCUCGCUGAGUCAAAGAGUAAAGAUAACAUGGCGAUUCAUACAGUCGACCCGUUUGUGAGUGGUGAUCUCAGUGUAGUGGCAGAAGGAGACAAGGACAUUAAUGGCGGUGUUGGAAGAGGUAGAGGUCGUGGUGAAGCCGGCGGGAAAGCAUGGCAGCAAGAUGGGGAUUGGUUGUGUUCGAAUACAAGUUGUGGCAAUGUGAACUUUGCAUUUCGUGGCGCAUGCAACCGAUGUGGGACAGCUCGUCCAUCAGGAGCUGCCGGCGGUGGAGCUUCAGGUGGUGGCCGAGGAAGGGGGAGGGGUGGCCAUGACUCAGGAGGUGGUGCUCGUGGUGCGGGCCCUGCUGGAGGAGGGCUUUUUGGUCCGAAUGAUUGGCCUUGUCCGAUGUGUGGAAACAUUAAUUGGGCAAAACGCACUAAAUGCAACAUCUGUAACACCAAUAAACCGGGAGUUAGCGAGGGUGGUGUGAGAGGAGGACGUGGGGGAGGCUACAAAGAGCUAGAUGAAGAAGAGCUUGAAGAAACAAAACGGCGUAGGCGAGAGGCUGAAGAAGACGAUGGUGAAAUGUAUGAUGAGUUUGGCAAUCUCAAGAAAAAGUUUCGUGCAAAAACACAGCAAGCUGAAAUGACUCAGGGGGUCCCUGGUGCUGGACGUGCAGGAUGGGAGGUCGAAGAACUAGGUGACAAGGAUAGAAGAGAAAGAAGUAAUGACAGGGGCAGAGAGCGUGAUGAGAGACAAAGGGACAGGCACAGGAGUAGCAGGGAUUAUGACAGGCAGAGAGAGAGAGAAAGAGAAAGAGAAAGAGACAGAGGUUAUGAGUAUGAUAGGGACAGAGAUUAUGGGCGCGAACGUGAUCGUGAUCGUGAUCGUGACCGUGAACGAGACAGGGACCGUGUCAGAUGUAUGCCGACGAUGGCUAGGUGGGGUUCGCUGGUGCUGGCGAUGGUUCGACGAAAAAAGGUAAAGGGUGACUGCCGAUGGUGGCGACGGCGGCCUAGGGAUUUAUUGGAGAAGGAAACGAAAAUUGGAAGGGAAUUUGUGUUGAGAAUAAGGGGAUCUACGGGUACCUGA